AUGGCGUCAAAAGCAUUCGCAAACGGCCUCAAGGAGCUGAGGUUCCUGUUCUGCCAGACCAGCGAGCACAGCGCCGCGACAAGGAAUUUCCUCAUGCGAAGCUACCCCGCCAUGAAGAAGGCCAACCCAUCCAUCCCCAUUAUGAUCCGCGAAGCCAGCAACACCCAGCCCACCGUAUAUGCCCGAUUCGACUUCGGAAAGGAGCGGAAGCUGUCACUGAAGGGCCUGGACGACAAGGCCAUCGAACAACAAGUCACAGAGCUGACCAACCUCCCAGGUCACCAUGACGCCGACAUCGCCGCCGCCGAGGUGGAUAUCCUCGUCGUGAGCGACCACCCCGCCCUCGCGACCGGCCGCGCGGCCGAAGAACUCAAGCGCAUCGAAGCGCAGUAUCGGCACGUUGUCGAGCUGCUGGUUCAAGAAAAGUCGGCUGCGGCCGCCCGGAUCGAAGAUCUGGAGACCACCAACGCCGCCCUGCUGAAAAUCCUCGGCAAGAAAAUGGCGGAUGAGGUGAACGGCAUCUUUGUGCAGACGCACAUUGUGCCCGCCAAGAGGGUCGUGCUUCGGCCUGGAGAGGAACUCUGGUCUGGCAUCUUCAAAGAUGUUUGA
Molecule: messenger RNA, 609 nt
Organism: Alternaria novae-zelandiae
Lineage: Eukaryota; Fungi; Ascomycota; Dothideomycetes; Pleosporales; Pleosporaceae
Exons: 5
Coding region: 1-609 (202 amino acids)
Source: RefSeq, a predicted model, not a curated record